GAAGGAAGUCAUAGGAUCUAGCUAGGCAUUGUCACCUGUAACAUCACCCAGGAAGGGGCUGAUCGUUGAACACAGCUGUUCGCAGCGAUGGGAGCUGUGUUAUGUCGCGAACACCGGUUGCUCGAGCGUAUUUGUUCACCCCACUUCUACUGGCUGCUCUCUAGCUGCCUCAAGAUAAUCACAGGCGUGGAUGAAAAGCAUGGGAGAGACGAAAGAUGCUCACACAGACCUGGCCUUUGGUUUGCUGCCGGCUCGGCCAAUGGCCACCCACCCGGUUCAGCCAUCUGAAGCAGCAGCGGCGAACUGACCCAACAACGGCGAGCUCGUCAACUGCUCUGUCCUAAGUACUCCAUCUACAAGUGCAGACUCAGCAAUCAAAGCUCAUGACCUCAUACAGCUGCUUCUUCUAUGGGACACUCAUGCACCCAGCUGUCCUCAAUCGUGUCAUCUCCUCCACUGAAACUCCCGCCUAUCUCCCUGUGAUAUUGCCCGGCUAUGCACGGUUUCGUGUCAAGGGCCAAGACUACCCCGGUGUCAUUGCUGCGCAAGAUGCCCCAGAAGGAUCUGUUGCAGAGGCAAACGUGUCUGUUGCCGGCAUGCUUGUCUCGCAUCUGAGCAGCUAUGCUAUUAAACGUCUUGAUGCAUUUGAAGGAGAUGAAUAUACAAGAACAUCAGUCACUGUACUCGAUGGAACUGGCAAGCGGCACAAUUGUCAAAUGUACUUGUACAAGGACUCUAGCAAACUAGAAGCAACAGUCUGGGACUUUGAAGACUUUAAGCGGGAAAAAUUGGCACAUUGGACAGGUGAUGCAGAGUUCAGCAUGUUGCAAGGACAAACUGAUGGAACAAACGGUCGUUCGAGUUUCGCUUGACGAUGCAUGUUCAGGCUGCACGACGGUCCAGAGCACGCAGCAAGUCGUGACGUCGAUGGUCUUGUGCAGACAUACCGCCAAAUACUGGCGUUGCUACUCCACUGUGCAUGGGCGAUGGACCCGUGUACCGUUGAUCGAGAUGAUGCAUGGAAGGCUGCCUUUGCAUGGGUAGUGCAGUGUUCAUCAGACUUCCGCUGCUGCCUGGUUGAGAGUUGUAACCACAAGAACCUUGACUGCCUGCAGGUCAGCGUUCUCUCCUUCUUGUUGGGCCAUCUUACCUUGGUAAGGACCUGGACUAGGUGUUGCGCUAAAGUUGCUCGAA
Protomyces lactucae-debilis is the source of this 1194-nucleotide messenger RNA. RefSeq names its product AIG2-like family-domain-containing protein. The record is from RefSeq and is a predicted model, not a curated record. Lineage: Eukaryota; Fungi; Ascomycota; Taphrinomycetes; Taphrinales; Protomycetaceae. Bases 384 to 872 code for a protein of 162 amino acids. The transcript has a single exon.